AAGAGCUUACAGGAAAGCAACGUACACUUUGUGCUUGUCCAGACAAAUUACAGCAAAGAGGUGCAAACAUUCACCCAAAAUAUAUCUGCUAAAAAGGUCUUUGAUCUUCAUAAGGAGGCUUGGAACAGAUUCAACUAAGGAGAAAGGUAGAGCCUUGGUUUAUUGACUUCGACCUUGGUAUAUAUCAAUCAUAUGAUUUUCUUAAAAAAAGGAAAAGUCUUUUUACAAAAAAAGGAAAAGUCGCGCUAGUUAAAUUGUCAAGUUCUAUAAAGAUGUUAUCUAGAACCAUUAGACGAUUUCUUGAAAAAAAGUAAUUCAUUUAUUUGAAUAAUGUUUGAACAACAAAAUCGUGUUAUUUUCAGAUGCUAAUUCUAUUAAUGUAAUAUAAACCGAGUCUCGUGGAAGUUCAUUGAUGAUGAUCAGGUCAAGGAUUGCGUUAGGAUAGAUUUGAAAAGUCAAAGAACCUCAAGGAGUCCAUCCCUCUUAUCAUUUAAUUUCUAUUAACUAAAACAUAAAAAUAAUAUUUAAACUUUUCUAACUGGCAGCCAAACUCUGACCAUUUCUACGUUCAAAUUAAAUAAGAAACAACCAUAAAAACUCAUCAUAUCUCCAUAUAUAACAACACAGAUGAACCUUUUGCUCAUUACAAGUUCACAACAACAACGAAAAAGCAACUACUAAACCUUCUCUUCACUUCCUCUCUUUACAUCAUCUUAUAGACUUUUCUACAUUUCACAGUUAAUUAAGACAAUCAAGAGAUGCAAAUGCUAAGAAGCUUUAGCACUAGGACAAGAAGCCGUCGUGGAGGCUACCAGCGAGUAAGUGAUGAUUCAACUUUCAGCUUACUCGGAGCCAAGCUAAGAAGAUCGACGAGUGUUCCUUACUACGCUCCAUCUAUAAAGCUUGGUGCUGGUGGUGCUCCGACCAUCCUCGAGGAAAUUCCUCGUCAAAAAUCCAAGAAAGUCAAACCAACAAGCAAAUUUAGCCACCCUAUCUUUAGCUUUUUAUACGGAAAGAAGAAGAAGUCAACGACUAGGAAGCCUGAGUUUUCUAGGUAUCUUGAGUAUUUGAAAGAAGGUGGCAUGUGGGAUGCUAGAUCUAAUGCUCCUGUUAUUUAUUACAAGUAGAUAAUGAAUAUAUAGAAAUGAAAAUUCAAGAAAAUUUUAAGUCUUCGUUUAGUUCAAAUGAGUUUAUAUCUUUAAAUUUGUGAUGAUAUUUGUAUAUUAUAAUUAUCGAUUCA
Messenger RNA from Brassica rapa (field mustard), 1240 nucleotides. RefSeq lists its product as uncharacterized. NCBI's taxonomy places the organism in Eukaryota, Viridiplantae, Streptophyta, Magnoliopsida, Brassicales, Brassicaceae. The record is from RefSeq and is a predicted model, not a curated record.